GUCACACGAUUGGUUUCAAAUAGCGGCGAGUGGUUUUGACAUUUAUCACCGUGUGCAGUGUAAACAAAAUUUUCAGUUAGCUCAGCAAUAUCCAUGAGAUAAACGAAACGAUAAGUUCAUCGAGAUCAAUUGGAGUUAUCAACUUUUAAUUAAAACUAUUGCAAAUCGUUUAUAUUUUGAACAAACUACAUAACGAUUUCAAAAAAUAGAAAUUUUUUAUAAACUAAUUUCAUAACCUUUGGAAGCGGAUUUUUUUUUCUUCGAGAAAACAGCGAAAGAGAUUGCAUCAGCAAAAUGCCAAAGUCAAAUCGCAACAAAAAACGUGAUGAAAAUCACAAUUGCAAAGCGGUACCGUCAAACCGCAUGCCGGUGAAUAAAUUGUCAGUGAAGAGCGUACCAGUGAGCGAUCAACCAGUGAGCAAGCAACCAGUGAACAACCAAUCAGCGAGCAAUCAACCUGUGAGCGAACAUUUACCAGCGAAUAAUUUGCCCGUGAGCAAUUCGCCGGACAAUAAUUUGCCACUGAAGCACCCACUGAAUUCCAAAUGGGCACUUUGGUACUAUUUGCCCGAAAAGAACAAGGACUGGGAAGCGUGUCAGCAUCAAAUCCACACAGUUACCACAGUCGAAGACUUUUGGAGUUUUUUCAAUCAUUUGGCACAACCAUCGGAGCUGUUGAAUGGCGUUGAUUUUUCGUUCUUCAAAAAUGGCAUUCGUCCUAUGUGGGAGGCACCGCAAAAUGUGAAAGGUGGUCGGCUGACUGUCAUCAAUACGUCAAAAUGUCGAAAUAUCGAUAUCAAUGAAAUUUGGCUGGAUAUAUUGCUGUUUCUCAUUGGUGAAUACUACGAGUAUGCCGAAGAUAUUUGCGGUGUGGUGUUGAACGUUCGUAACUACGGCAUCAAAUUGGCCAUUUGGACGACACAUCAAGAUAAGGAACGGCUCAAAUCGAUCGGUUCAAGCAUCAGACAGAGCUUGACUUCGACGUUGAAUCAAGCGAUCCCGUUUGAGGUGCACGCCGAAACGCAGCGAAGCGCACAAACCAGCGGAAGAGCGUCAUCGAAAAAUGUCUUCACCGUUUGAUCUAUCGAUUAAAAUCUAAAACAUUCAUGCCACACAUUUUGUUUUUAAAAACAAAUCAUAAAGAUCAUUUCAGCGAAAUGUUCCUUUCUCACAAUUUUCAUCCGUAUCUGGAUAAACGGUUCAAAUAUUGCAUAAUUUAAGAAGAAAAAUUAGUCAUCGAUACUAAGCACUGUUUUUAUUGCGAAAUAAAGUUUAUCAUUAUCAGAUCAAA
Molecule: messenger RNA, 1291 nt
Organism: Sitodiplosis mosellana (orange wheat blossom midge)
Lineage: Eukaryota; Metazoa; Arthropoda; Insecta; Diptera; Cecidomyiidae
Product: eukaryotic translation initiation factor 4E-like
Exons: 2
Coding region: 295-1080 (261 amino acids)
Biological process (GO): translational initiation
Cellular component (GO): eukaryotic translation initiation factor 4F complex
Molecular function (GO): RNA 7-methylguanosine cap binding; translation initiation factor activity
Source: RefSeq, a predicted model, not a curated record